This is a messenger RNA of Durusdinium trenchii, 3519 nucleotides long. Lineage: Eukaryota; Dinophyceae; Suessiales; Symbiodiniaceae. The record is from the annotation of a GenBank genome assembly.
AUGUGGCUCGCGCAGUUGCAGCAGCUUGAGCAGUUGAGGGGUUUUGUGCCACAACCUGGGAGUCAUUUCCAAUUUACACCAGCAUUUGCAGAGGCUUUGGCCUUGGAAUUGUGUUCCUUGUUCGAUGGCCGAUUGGAUUGCAAGCUUGAAGGUGACCAAACCAAAUUCAGAAUGUUCAUGGAAGAAACCGUGUUGCGCUUGCGGCAUUUUUCUGCCCAGCAGUCCACGCCACAGUUCACCAAUGCAAAGAUCGAUCCCAAUGCCAUCGUAAAAGCCUGUCUUGCAGCUAUGAACCUUCGUGAUCGCAGUCAGCUUGGGGAAACAUUCAAGCUUGCUUUUGAGAGCCGCUUUCCUGGCCAAAGCCUCGAUGCAUAUGAGAACACCAAGCUGUUGUCGGCAGCCACUAUUUCCAGGAAGCAGAUUGAAGUUGAUGCUGCAUACUGUUGCUUUUGGCGACAGCACCUGUCUGCUCACAAAGGCCCAAUUUAUGUGUGGGCCGAUGCCAGCCCACAGGCAGGAUCGGACUGGUUGCUUUCGAUCAUCAGUUUGAUACAGGAUUGUGAUCUUCCAGCGUGCGUGAACGCUGCCACAUCCUUGGCAUCGUCCGUGAGAGCCUUUCGCCAAGCACUUGCUAUGGACGACAAGGAGGAAAUGGUCCGACUGGCCAGAAAGCGCCACCAAGAUGGCGAGUUCUUGCAAGAAGCAAUGCAGUCACAUCGACAAGUACCAAUUGCCAUAGGUGAUCCAGCAGGAGAAGCAGGAGAUGCAAAUGGAGAGGACUCGGACCGGCUUGAUGUUGCUCUUCUGACUACCACCAUUCGCAGCGAGUGGUGGUGGUUUUAUGCGCAGAUGAUCCUGAGGGCCCCUCAACUUGCUGCAGGCGCUGCUGAAUCCUACAUGGAAGAACUUGGUCGCUCAUACUUGUUGGAGCUCAUGGAAUGUUGUUCCUGCACGGAUCCAAGCGAGACUGACCAAGUGUUGUCUGAUUUCUCCCUGGGCAAAGCAAGCAUGAUCUCCUACCUGGCUCAGAAGCUUCAGUGCUGGCGAGUGUUGCCUUGGAGGCUGGCUGCGCUGUGUGUGGAAGAUGUGGACGAAGCCCGCCGACACGCAAAGGAAGCGCUGGAUGAGUUUGUCAGGGCGCCUGCAAAUCCGGACUUACACCACCGGCUGACAUGGAAACAUUUGCAAGUUGGGUCCGCCACUCGAUCUCAGCUCGAGGAGUUCAUUGGUGGGCAAGACCUCACAUGCUUACCAGACUUGUUCAAGCUAGUGUCAGAGAUGAGGUUUCUCCCUGUGGUUGAGAGAAUCCAAGAGGGAGAUCAUAGCAUUGUCAACCGCAUGGUUCAGAACCGGCGUGUCAAUGGGCCUUACAUUGCCUGCGCCAUCCGCAUGCCUGAAGUCAAGGCAAUUCUUUCUUCAGCAGAGAAAUACUCCAGCUUUCUAGGCAAGUUCGAAGAGAUCUCCCAGCCAGAUCACUUGGCGAAGCGGUUCGGGUUUUGGAGGCACCCUCUAUGGCAGAAUGCUUGUGCUGAAAAGUUUGGCAAGCGGAAGAAGAUGGCUUUGGUGAGCUCUUUUCUUUAUUCGUUGGAUGUCGAGUCACAAUACGCCAACCUGACGUCAAUGAAAAAAGCACGUGAAAAGCAUGCUGCAAAGAGAAAGUCUAUCCAAGAAAAAUGGAUGGCAUAUUUCAAGCCCAAGAGAAGGUUUAGUGAAGCUGCAGUUGAGAGGUCGGCCAUGGCUUCCCAUCUGCAAACACACCUUGUGAUUGGGAGGCUCUAUAGUGUUGGGUCUGACGUGGCGUUGCCAUCCUUGGAGCAGGCCUUGAAGCCUGCCCAUAUGCAAGCUGUCCUGCCUUUGACUGAUCAGGGUGCAAUGGAUUCGCUUUUGAUAUCUGAUGCCCACGGUGUAGUGCAAGAUGAGCUUGUUGAUGGUGAGGCUUCCAUGAAUGCCCAGGUGAUGAAACUUUUGCAGCGGUUUGUCCAGGCUAAGGCCUUCCCAUGCCAGAAUGAAUCAACCCAUGAGCCUAGACAUUUGAAGCUUCAGUUGGAUUCGGCUGACUCGCAGUUCAAAGAUGCUGCUGAAGCUUUGCUAAAUUUGAAGGCAAUUGAAGUUUGUUCCGAGGGUGCAGAGCGAGAGUGGAGAUUGACUUUGUCUGGUCUCCAGCAGUUGCGUCAUGUGCACAUGUCCAGUGUUCCCACGCCUGUCUUCAGAAGUCCAGAGGCGCUUGCAGAUUUGCCUUCCGAAGAUUGGGUAGCUUGUAGUUCCUGGGAAUUGUUCACUUUGCUAAAGCACCAUGGUUGGACGCUGAGGCAGGCACCAUCCACUCGUGCACGCAGACAGGCUUUAAUGCCACAUAAGCUGAAUGCCGAUGAACUCGUUUGGUUUUUGCCAAGUACCGCUGUGCACCCUCAUUGGUGCUAUAUGCUGGCUCUUUUGAAGUCCACAAGUUUGUUUCAGUCUGGCGAUUUGGAGGUGCUGCAUCAUUGUCAGAGCAAAGCCUACUACACAAAAGUUUUGGAAAGGAAACAUCGUGGGCAUGUGGCAUUGCCAGACAAGUCGUUGAUUGACCGCCCUGAUCCCAAGCUCGUGCUUGAGAUUGAUGUGGACCCUGAUGCAGUGCCGAGCCCAGCCGGAGGAGACCCGGUUCCAGCCAGCGAGGGUGAGUUGAACUUGACCCAUACCAGCGACAGCUUUGGUGAGGACCUUGCACUUGGAUCUUUGUCUGAUGAGUCUGGGCGGGAUGAUGGUCCUGUAGAGGUGGGCGGUGAAGCUGAAGCUGAAGUUCUUCGUGUUCAGUCCAAUGACCCAGAAGAGUCUAGGUCACUUGCAGCCGGGCCAGCUCAAGAUGUGACAGGGCCGGUUUCACAUGGAAGUGGGCCACCGCCGAUGCCCAGUAGUGCAAGUUCAGACAUGCCAGAGGGCCCAUCGCUGCCUUCAGCUUCUGGCAUAGUGCGAGUUGUAAACCCAGACACCUUCACAUGGGGCCCUCAUUUCCGUUUGACAUUCUCUGAUAAGAGCAGUAAACCUCCUCACGGGCAAUGGCAAGCCACUUGCAACUAUCACAAACUGAACGAGAGAACUGGUUGCAAGCGAAGUUUGUCUUUGGGCAAGGCUGGACACAGCAAAGACCUUUGCAAACGUGUUUUGAUGCAGUGGUGCUUGGCUGCUCCAUUGUGCACAACAAAGAAAGAGCACUCUGCCCAACCACUGAACGUAGACGAUGCCUUGGAUGCUGCUUUGCUGGAAGCAAGGUUGAGAACUUUGCCGCCUCCGCCCGCACGCAUUCGCACCGAUGAAGAAAUCGAGAUGGAUCAAGACUCCGAGGGUGGUGAUCCAACAUCCAAGAAGAAGCGUUCUAUCAAACCGAAAGCUGCCAAGAGCAAAGCUAAAACGAAAGCUAAGGCCAAGCUGCAAAAAACUGCAGCAAAGCAAUCUGAAGCAGCCGCUUCCAGCCAGAAAACCUCCGGUUCUUCCUCCUCUAGCUCCAGCACGAGCACAUCCAGCUCAAGUUCCGAUUAG